Tetrahymena thermophila SB210 is the source of this 489-nucleotide messenger RNA. RefSeq names its product 40S ribosomal protein S10, putative. The record is from RefSeq and is a predicted model, not a curated record. NCBI's taxonomy places the organism in Eukaryota, Ciliophora, Oligohymenophorea, Hymenostomatida, Tetrahymenidae. Gene Ontology annotation, cellular component: cytosolic small ribosomal subunit. The transcript has a single exon. Gene Ontology annotation, molecular function: RNA binding; structural constituent of ribosome.
AUGGUUCACGUCUUAAAGGCCACUAAAAUUAGAAUUUACAAGCAAUUAUUGUAAGAUGGUGUCUUCGUCUUGAAGAAAGAUUUCGAAGGUCACCACGAAGAAACUGGUGUCCCCAACUUACACUGCUACAUCUUAGUUAGAUCUUUGAAGGACAGAGGUUUCCUCGAAGAAAUCUUCAACUGGGGUUUCACUUACUACUACCUUAACAAGGAAGGUUGUGAAUACUUGAAGACUAAGUUGGGUAUUUCUGCUGAUAAUGUUAUCCCCAAGACCUUCAAGGCCUCCAACGUCAACUUCAUCUCCAAGGAAGAAGACGAAGAAGAAAGACCCAGAAGACAAUUCAACAAGGGUGGAAGAACUGGUGAAAGAGAUGGUAGAAACAAAAGAGGUGUUGGCCGUGGUACCAGAAGAGAAGGUGAAGAAGCUGCCAAGGAAGAAGGUGCUGCUGAAACCGCUCAAGGUAAUCAAGAAACUCCUGCUCAAGAAUGA